GAGGGCGCUGCAGGACACAGAAUGGAAGUGAAGGGCAGUGCUUGUGCCUCAGUGCAUGUGGCACUCCACUACAACAUCCCUACUCCUACUGACAGCACAACACUCAGUAUCCAGGUGAAGACAGAGGUGGACUGCAACAGCAACUCUUUGAGACCCAGAGUCACGCUGAAACUCCAGUCUCAAUACAAUGGAAAGGAGCUGACCACCAAUAUGAUUAUAGUGGAUUUGAAAAUGCUGUCUGGGUUUGCCCCAGACCCAGACUCUUUGGGGAGGGUGAGGAGUUCACUUCUAGUGGAUUGUGUUGGUACUAAAGAUGGCCAUGUUUUAACGUACUUGACAGGGGUGAGACCAAAACCACCCGUCAGUUUGAAACUGUGUACAUAGUACACGCAAUGGAAU
Molecule: messenger RNA, 399 nt
Organism: Salmo salar (Atlantic salmon)
Lineage: Eukaryota; Metazoa; Chordata; Actinopteri; Salmoniformes; Salmonidae
Source: RefSeq, a predicted model, not a curated record